Molecule: messenger RNA, 823 nt
Organism: Trichogramma pretiosum
Lineage: Eukaryota; Metazoa; Arthropoda; Insecta; Hymenoptera; Trichogrammatidae
Product: MKRN2 opposite strand protein
Exons: 1
Coding region: 215-820 (201 amino acids)
Source: RefSeq, a predicted model, not a curated record
UUUAUUUAUAAGCGUGUUUUUCAUCAUAAUUUCAUAAUAUUCAUCAAUGCUCCGUCUUCUGAUUUUUAAAAAUUGUUGAUUUUAAUCAAUUUUCCUACUACAAAUUUACCUACAAGCUCUUAAAGUUCAUUUUGAUUUUAUUUAGCAAUUUUUAUUUCAUGUGAGGGAGUGAAAACACUUGUUUGAGUCUUCUAACCUGCAAACAAUAAUUCAAAUGUGUCCUGAAAGUCAAAUUCUAUGCUUCAAGCAUUGCCGCUCCACUUCUAUAUUUUGCAAAAUAGUUCCCACUGCAUGUCCACUUUGUCAAGAAACAAUUGAUAAUUUUUUAAUACCACCAUUUAUUAUUCCAAAUCCUUUAGUCAAUGCUAAAGAUUGUCCUUGUUCCCUUGUCAUAAGACCAUCAAAAGGUGAUUUUCUUAAUGAUUUCCAAAUAAAUAAUGAUUUACAUAUUGGAAUUACUAAUUCUCAAGGUUUAGUUGUUGAAUACGAUAUGUGUGGUCUAAUUGUUAAUGAUAUCAUUCGAUGGAAAAAUUGUGUUUCGAUUCACAUGAUUCCUGAAUCUUGGGAGUCUCAUUGGGAUGAACUUUUAAAAAAAAUGUGUAGUGAUUGUCAAUGGAGUCCAAAUAGAUAUAAUGAAGACACUUUUAAUUGUUUUAAUUUUGUUAUAUCUUUUUUGAAAAAUUUAAAGUUUCAACAUACACAAUAUAUGAACAAAGAAGAAUUGUGUCAAGAAUUUGUUUUGCCUAAACUGGAAAUGAUUUUGAAAUAUACUUUGCUUUACAAAAAUUUGAAAAAUGCAAAUGUAUACAUUCAAAAUUAAUUG